This is a messenger RNA of Bathycoccus prasinos, 537 nucleotides long. RefSeq lists its product with no specific name. The transcript has a single exon. The coding region runs from base 1 to 537 and encodes 178 amino acids. The record is from RefSeq and is a predicted model, not a curated record. NCBI's taxonomy places the organism in Eukaryota, Viridiplantae, Chlorophyta, Mamiellophyceae, Mamiellales, Bathycoccaceae.
AUGACGACGCUCGCGAUACUCGCACUUUCUGAUACUUUGGACGCGAAUGCGGCGCAAGUGGUUGAUUGGCUCACCUCUGGCGCGGAAGCGUCGCCGGAGGAAUUGAUGCGCAUCAUGAGGGAAAGUUCAAAACAAGAUUGGGAUCCGACAGAAGUCGCCCCGAGAGUGAAAGUGGACGAAGGAGAUGAAGUUUGGGAGAAAAAUGUCAACGCGAACAUGUUAGGGGAAUCCAUACGAAAAGAAGAUUUAAGCUCGGACGGGUACGACAUCGACGCACCGAUUAUGAGUUCGGACACGUUCGGGAGAUUGGGGAAGUUUGGGGUGAUUUUAGUCGGCGCGGAUUUCGUGACGGCGUUCGUGAUGGGGAAAUCCGUCCUGGGCGUGGCGAAAGGCUUGGAGAAAGGCGAAGGUGAUGAGAAGAAGGAUUGGAAGGAAAACGCGGCGGAAAUGGUGAUGGAUAAGUUGAAAGCGAAAGCGGAGGUGUUGAAGGAGGAAGAGGGAAGAGGAGAAGGCGAAGGUGAUGAGGAAGAGUCGUGA